AUGGCUUUCAUCAACCGCGAGAACCGCGUCCCUGAGCUGCAGCGCUACUACCAGGCUGCCUACAAGAACCAUGUUCGCCUGUGGCAGAUUAACCCCCGCAGCAAGUACUACCUGACCCCUUACUACAUCAUCCUCUGGGGCACCACCGCUGCCACCUUCUACGCCAUGGGCCGCCGCAUCUUCGGCCACAACACCUGGUUCAGCGACUAA
This is a messenger RNA of Thermochaetoides thermophila DSM 1495, 210 nucleotides long. RefSeq lists its product as uncharacterized. NCBI's taxonomy places the organism in Eukaryota, Fungi, Ascomycota, Sordariomycetes, Sordariales, Chaetomiaceae. Bases 1 to 210 code for a protein of 69 amino acids. The record is from RefSeq and is a predicted model, not a curated record. The transcript has 4 exons.